Molecule: messenger RNA, 709 nt
Organism: Mytilinidion resinicola
Lineage: Eukaryota; Fungi; Ascomycota; Dothideomycetes; Mytilinidiales; Mytilinidiaceae
Product: DUF1264-domain-containing protein
Exons: 1
Coding region: 71-535 (154 amino acids)
Source: RefSeq, a predicted model, not a curated record
AUUUUAUCAUCCCUCACAGCAUUCGUGUUACCGUUCAACAACACCACUAUCCAACCCAUCUCUCAUCACAAUGUCUUCCGACCUCCCCACCACCAACGCCGCCGCCGGCUCGCCCCUAACAACCAAAUCCCACGUCCUCGAAACCGGCGCCGCAGCAACCCAGAACUUUGCGCCUGUGUCAUCUAUCUGCGCCCACCUCAACGCCUUCCACGCCUACGUCGCCGACCCGUCUCGUUGCGUCGAAACAAACCACUACUGCGCCCACCUCAACGAGGACGUGCGGCAGUGCAUUUUGUAUGACUCGCCGGAGAAGAACGCGCGGUUGAUUGGGAUCGAGUACAUGAUCUCCCCCCGCCUCUUCGCGACCCUAGACGCAGAAGAAAAGAAGUUGUGGCACUCCCACGUCUUCGAAGUCAAAUCCGGCAUGCUCAUCAUGCCCAAACCACCGCUAGUACCUCAAGUCGCGUGGGAGACCGCCGAGACGGCUGAGAUGGAGGAAGUUUGGAACCCUGUUCUCCUUUUCCCACCUUCCUGAGUCUUCGUACCGUGAGAUACUGGUUGCUGAAUACUAUUUCAGGUUGUGCAUUUGUACGGCAAGGUUUACCACCUCUGGCAGACGGACCGGGGGGACAAAGUGCCGUUGGGCCCGCCGCAGUUGAUGGGGAGCUAUACGGCCGAGGGACAGAUGGAGCAAGUGAAGGGGGGCGGG